Messenger RNA from Daucus carota subsp. sativus, 1237 nucleotides. Its product is annotated as probable prolyl 4-hydroxylase 6. The transcript is spliced from 8 exons. Gene Ontology annotation, molecular function: L-ascorbic acid binding; iron ion binding; procollagen-proline 4-dioxygenase activity. Lineage: Eukaryota; Viridiplantae; Streptophyta; Magnoliopsida; Apiales; Apiaceae. Gene Ontology annotation, cellular component: endoplasmic reticulum. Gene Ontology annotation, biological process: peptidyl-proline hydroxylation to 4-hydroxy-L-proline. The coding region runs from base 227 to 1168 and encodes 313 amino acids. The record is from RefSeq and is a predicted model, not a curated record.
AAUGUGCUUCAAGAAAUAUUCCAAAGAAAAGGCCUACGUGUCAAUCUGGCAUUUACAGAUUUGGCCUGUAAUGAAAACGCACCAAGAUAUGCAACUUUCAAACAGCAGCUUUUAAUGUUACAGAUAUCAUUUCAUUGCAUAAAAUACUUUUUAGUAUCUGUAUUGUAUUGUAGCCUCCAUCUUCCUUAAAUCAUACCGAAACCAGAAUUUUUCUUCAUCAUCUCUAAUGGAUUUUCAUCAGAACUUGUUCUUACGUUUUCUAAUUUUUAUCUUGUUUUUGUCUCACUCGACUCUCCGUUCCCUUGGAUGGCGCCAGAGCAGAAAUUUGCAAGAAGAAGGAUUGAUCACCGGAGGAGCUUCUUCUGCUACUUUUGAUCCUACAAGGGUCAUCCAACUUUCUUGGCGUCCCAGGGCAUUUUUGCACAAGAAUUUUCUGACAGAAGAGGAGUGUGAUCAUCUAAUUCUUCUGGCCAAGGACAAGCUGGAGAAGUCUAUGGUUGCUGACAAUGACUCUGGUAAAAGUAUUGAGAGCGAGGUCCGGACAAGCUCUGGCAUGUUUCUGUGGAAAGCUCAGGAUGAAGUAGUUGCUGGCAUUGAAUCACGCAUAGCUGCUUGGACAUUUCUUCCUGUAGAAAACGGAGAAGCUAUGCAAAUACUGCAUUAUGAGCAUGGUCAGAAGUAUGAGCCACAUUAUGAUUUUUUCCACGACAAGGCUAAUCGGGAUUGGGGAGGUCACAGGGUGGCUACAGUACUAAUGUAUCUGUCAAAUGUUGAGAAUGGUGGGGAAACAGUUUUCCCCAGAUCAGUGGAAGGCACUCAGACAAAGGAUGAUAGUAUGUCAGAUUGUGCUAAGCAAGGUUACUCGGUGAAACCUCAAAAGGGCGAUGCUUUGCUCUUUUUCAGUCUCCAUCCUGAUGCAACUACAGAUUCACUGAGCUUGCACGGGAGCUGUCCUGUGAUUGAGGGUGAAAAGUGGUCUGCUACCAAGUGGAUUCACGUAAGAUCAUUCGACGUACCACAAACCACAAACAAGGUCUGCGCUGAUGAACAUGAGAAAUGUGCUCUGUGGGCUGCUGCAGGUGAAUGCGAAAGGAAUCCUCAUUACAUGGUUGGUUCCAAGGUUGAGAAGGGAUAUUGUAGAAAGAGUUGCAAUGUGUGUUCUUCAUAAGAAUCUUAACAGGAACUUAAAUUGACCUACAUUUUUUUAAUAAAGCAAAGAAUUGUACUUUUUUGUGCU